Paracoccidioides lutzii Pb01 is the source of this 1428-nucleotide messenger RNA. RefSeq lists its product as hypothetical. Bases 1 to 1428 code for a protein of 475 amino acids. The transcript is spliced from 6 exons. The record is from RefSeq and is a predicted model, not a curated record. Gene Ontology annotation, molecular function: oxidoreductase activity; FAD binding.
AUGACCUUCUUACUCCCUGAGCAUAAAGCAGCUGUACAACGCUUCCUGUCUGACGACGAGAUCAUCGAAUCCUCCUCCGAGAAGUAUGCUGCGGAGACAAUCUUCUGGUCGACGUACAAAAACCCCAAGCCGCAUCUAGUCCUACGGCCAAAGUCGCUGCCUGCGCUCCAGAAAACGGUCCAGUAUCUCUGCGGAUCGGACUUGGACUUCGCUGUCCGGUCUGGAGGGAACAAUACAGCCGGCGCACAGGAUGUCGAACUGAGCAUGAAAGCUUUUGACUCCUUCGAAUACCACACUGAGUCUGAGACCAUCACGAUCGGGGCUGGUCAGACCUGGGGUGAAGUGGACAGGAAGCUUGAGGAGGCAGCCCCUGGAUUUACAGUCCUGAGCACUCGGGUCCCGUUCGUCGGGGUUGCGGGUUCCCUUCUCGUUGGCGGAUUUUCUUGGUUUUCGGGCGAGUUUGGUCUCUGCUCAGAUCCGCAAACUCUCCUGGAUGCCCAUGUGGUGCUUCCAGAUGGUAGAAUGCUAUGGGCGGCGACGGAGCCAGAUCUCCUCUGGGCCCUUCGUGGUGGAGGAGGGAAUUUCGGAGUUGUGUCAACCUUCAAACUCAAGGUCUACCGUUGCUCACAGAAGAUACAUGCGGGAACUAUUGCCUUUCCAAGGACUGCAGUGAAAGCCGUAUCUCAGGGGGUGUCCGAUUUCGCGAGCAGAUACACAGACCCAAAGAUCGCGGCACAUGUUUCAGUUACGAACUUUGCAUCCCCCGACGACAGAAAAGAAGCUACAAAACCCGAUGUCACGAUGCAUAUAUUCGAUUCCCACGGAGAAGAGCAUGCACGGAGUGAAUUGGGUUUCAAAUGGGCUUUCGACAUCGAGGGUGCAGUGGACAUGACGAAGGAGCUCAAGAUUCGUGAAGUCAACGAACUUACAGCAUCAUUGCGUUUCGGAGACCACAACCACUCGGUGUUGUCUUCACCGCUUGUCGACUCUAUUGAUCCCGACUUCGUCCUGAGGAUGGCACAGUUCCAUGAGCGGACCGUAGAGGCGAACCCGGCCUUUCGAGCGGGCACCUUCGUCAUCCUGGAGCUCAUGGGAAAGAAAACUUUAACCUCCGCUGGGGGCCCAGCGGCGACAGCUUGGCCUCGCACGAAACCUCAACAUGCUCUUCAAUUGGUAUUGGGAUACCAUUCCGACACGGAUUGUUCCACGGAAUUGGCGUUGGAGCUCUUGGAAAGGGGCCCGACGGAAAUUGCCCCUUCUCACAAGCCCAAUGAAUUUUGGCCAGCUUUUCUGCAUGGGUUCCAUGAUUUGAGCCAGAUCUUCGGGCCAAACUAUGAGCGACUCCGUCAGAUCAAGACAAAGUAUGAUCCUAAGGGCAGGCUGAAUAAAGGGUUUUUAAUCCCUCCGUAUCGAAUGAAGCAGCCGUGA